AUGCUCUUCUUUCUAAUAAAUCUCUUUUCAGUUUCUCGAGACAGUUUUACAGCUGGUGGUCUUUUAACUUCAAGUUCAGUGACAGAGGGUGUGCCCAAAGAUUCUCAGCCUUCCUUGGAUUUGGCCAGUGCAACUAGUGGAGAUAAAAUUGUCACUGCACAGGAAAACGGGAAAGCAGCUGAUGGCCAAACAACAAAUGAAGUACUUGGACCACAAAGACCCAGGUCUAACUCCGGCAGAGAGCUCACAGAUGAGGAAAUUCUAGCAAGUGUAAUGAUAAAAAACCUCGAUACAGGUGAAGAAAUACCUCUGAGUCUGGCAGAAGAAAAGUUGCCAACAGGCAUUAAUCCCCUGACUUUGCAUAUCAUGAGGAGAACUAAAGAAUACGUCAG
Molecule: messenger RNA, 392 nt
Organism: Ficedula albicollis (Collared flycatcher)
Lineage: Eukaryota; Metazoa; Chordata; Aves; Passeriformes; Muscicapidae
Product: WD repeat-containing protein 44-like
Exons: 3
Source: RefSeq, a predicted model, not a curated record